CGGGGACCCCCCGGCCCGGGCGCGGCGGUUUCAAGCUCCCCCGCGGGCGCGCGCGCGCGGCCGGGAGCCGCCGGGUCCGGCUCCGGCUCCGGCUCCGGGAUGGCGGCGGGGAACCGGGACCGGGACCGGGGCCGCUGACAGCCGGUGCCGCCGCCGCCGCCGCCUACCCCAGUAUGUACGCCAAGGGCAAGGGCUCCGGUGUGCCCUCGGACGGCCAGGCCCGCGAGAAGCUGGCGCUGUACGUCUACGAGUACCUGCUGCACGUGGGGGCCCAGAAAUCGGCCCAGACCUUCCUUUCGGAGAUCCGAUGGGAGAAGAACAUCACGCUGGGCGAGCCCCCCGGCUUCCUGCACUCCUGGUGGUGUGUCUUCUGGGACCUGUACUGUGCCGCUCCCGACCGCCGGGAAACCUGUGAGCACUCCAGCGAGGCCAAAGCCUUCCACGACUAUAGCGCGGCGGCGGCUCCCAGCCCGGUGAUGGGGAACCUGCCCCCCGGUGACGGCAUGCCGGGGGGGCCCAUGCCCCCCGCCUUCUUUCAGGGACCUGCGGGCUCUCAGCCAUCACCCCACGCCCAACCUCCGCCCCACAACCCCGGUGCCCCCAUGCUGGGGCCGCACAGCCAGCCCUUCAUGUCCCCCCGCUACCCCGGCGGCCCCCGGCCCCCGCUCCGGAUGCCGAACCAGCCUCCCGUGGGUGUCCCCGGCUCCCAGCCGCUGCUGCCCAACGCCAUGGAUCCGGCUGCGCGGUCGCAGGGGCAUCCCGGCAUGGGGGGGCCGAUGCAGCGCAUGAACCCCCCGCGAGGCAUGGCCGGCAUGGCCCCCCAGACCUACGGCAGCGGGAUGCGGCCCCCCCCCAGCUCGCUGGCCGGCCCUGGCAUGCCCGCCAUGAACAUGGGUCCCGGUGGCCGUGGGCCCUGGCCAAACCCCAGCGCCAACUCUAUCGCCUACUCCUCCUCAUCCCCUGGGAACUAUGUGGGCCCUCCCGGGGGUGGUGGCCCCCCCGGCACCCCCAUCCUGCCCAGCCCCGGAGACUCCACCAACUCCAGUGAGAAUAUGUACACCAUGAUGAACCCCAUCGGGCCCGCGGGGAACAGGCCAAACUUCCCAAUGGGACCCGGACCGGAGGGACCCAUGGGUGGCAUGAGCGCGAUGGAGCCGCAUCACAUGAACGGAUCCUUAGGCUCCGGGGACAUGGACGGGCUGCCAAAGAGCUCCCCCAGUAACCUGGGGGCCCUGAGCAACCCCCCCGGCACCCCGCGGGACGACGCCGAGCUGAGCAGCAAUUUCUUAAACCCCUUCCAAAGCGACAGCUACUCGCCCAGCAUGACAAUGAGCGUGUGAGCCCAGCGCCGAGGCCGCCGACAGCCAGACGCCCACACGCACCAGAGAAAAAAAAUAAUUAAUAAUAAUUACCAACCCGCCCCCCAACCCCCCCCAGCCCAAAACACUAAACAAACAAACAAACAAAAAAAACCAGAAAAAAAAAAAAAAUAAUUAGAAAUAAGUCAUGCGACUUAUUUACUGCCCACCCGCUCCCGGGGCAGGGACCACCCCAGCACUGGGACACCCCCCCCACCCCAAAAUGCCCCCCCAGGGUGGGGGUAGGUGCUGGGGUGGAGGGGGUCUGGACACCGGGGGGGGGGGGGCCUGUUGUGGGGGUGUUAUGGGUGCCAGCCCCCCCCCAAGCAUGGGGAAGGGGAUUUUUGGGGGGUUUCAUGGCACUGUGCCCCUACCCCCCCCUUGGCAGGUGGUGCCCCCCCCCCCCAGCAUUUUGGGGGGAGUGGGAGGUUCAUGGUGCUGCAGCCCCCCCCCCUCCCCGCCAUGGCAUGCUGCCCAGCUGGGGCACAUGCACUUAACUGCAAUUAGCUGAAAUGCUAAUGAGCAGUGGGCCCCCACCCCCCCUCCUGCCCUGUCUGGGAGGGCAUGACCCCCUCCCAGUUCUCCCAGUGCCCUCCCUGCUGGGCAUCCCCCCCCAAAUCCAUGGUGGGGGGGGGGGGACCCAUAGCCAAACCCCAGCCCUGCCAAAGCCUGGGGCAGGGGGAGGGGGGGGCCAUACCGCCAGCACAGACCCCCACCACCACUGCAGACCCCCCCCCCCCCCCCCCCAAAGCCAGGGGCACCCCAGGCUGUGCUGGGGGGGCAGGGAGGGGGGGGCCAAGCCAUACAAACCCCCCCGAUGGAGCACCCGGCCCCCCCAAGCGCUCUAUAGGGCAGGCCCCAGUGCAGAGAGCAGCCCCCCCCCGGCAGCAAGCCAGCCCCGGGGGGGGGGGUCCCCGGCCCCCAGCCCCGUCUGCGUGCUCAGCCAGCACUGUGAUCCCCGGCCCCCCCCCCCGAGCGCCAGACCGGGGCCCCCCCGCCCCCCCCCCCCUCCUCCCCCAGGGACCACUUGUAAAACUUUAAUAUGAAGGAAUUUUUUUUUUGUGUGUUUUUUUCUGAUUUUUUUUUUUUCCUCUUUUAUAACAGAAAAGACCUCAAACCCUUCCCCUGCCACCCCCCCCCCACCAAACUGCCACCGUGCAUCUAGGCCCCCUCCCCUGUACAGCCCCAUGCCAGGGGGGGGCCCCCGUCAUGCCCCCCCGCCGAGGUGGGGGGCAGCCCCCGGCUUCCGUAGGGGUAGUGCCCGCCAUAGGCAUAGUCGUUCUGUGUAGGGACCCCCCCCUCCCAUUUCGCGUCCCCAGAGCCUUUAGAAUCCCUGUUGCUUAUCAAAACAAAAUGGGGGACACCCCCCCCC
This is a messenger RNA of Aquila chrysaetos chrysaetos, 2730 nucleotides long. It is a transcript of the gene SSBP4, whose product is annotated as single stranded DNA binding protein 4. Gene Ontology annotation, biological process: positive regulation of transcription by RNA polymerase II. Gene Ontology annotation, cellular component: nucleus. NCBI's taxonomy places the organism in Eukaryota, Metazoa, Chordata, Aves, Accipitriformes, Accipitridae. Gene Ontology annotation, molecular function: protein binding; single-stranded DNA binding. The record is from RefSeq and is a predicted model, not a curated record.